Messenger RNA from Fusarium keratoplasticum, 1548 nucleotides. Its product is annotated as DUF2183 domain-containing protein. The transcript is spliced from 3 exons. Bases 1 to 1548 code for a protein of 515 amino acids. Gene Ontology annotation, molecular function: phosphatidate phosphatase activity. Gene Ontology annotation, cellular component: actin cortical patch. The record is from RefSeq and is a predicted model, not a curated record. Lineage: Eukaryota; Fungi; Ascomycota; Sordariomycetes; Hypocreales; Nectriaceae.
AUGCUCAAAGCAGCAUUCCUGGGCCUCGUGCCCGUCGUCCUUGCCCUUCCGGCCGCCGCGCCCGUCGCAGAACCCACCGUCUACCGAGCUGUAGCCGUCAAGGCGCCCGAACCUACCGAGGUGGUGGUUCUUGAACAACGCGACAUCAUCGACUCUGUCGAGAGCUACGUCGACGGCCUUGUGACCCGUGUUGAGAGUAAGGUCUCAAAAUGGGUCAACUCUGGAAUCCUUGACUAUCCGAAUGGCUUCCCUACUGGUGAUGCGGUGAAGGAGUCGCUGGGUAUCUCGGACGAUGACGAUGAACUGGCCGCGCAGCCAACUCAGGUCCUAAACCUCCCCCCCUAUGCCAAUUGGACGAACGAUGGGUGGAAUGUGCGAGUUCACGGCAACGUCUACAAGAUCCCGGACAUCGAUCAGGACAAGAUUGACGAUCUCGCCAAUGUCUUUCUCAUUGACACGGAUGUCGAUGAGCUCUCACCGUCGCAGCAAGCGCAGGCUCGAAAUGUGACCAAGUCCAUCUUUGUGGUGCAGCAGGGCGAUGUGAGCGUCACGAUGAACUUUGUGAACAACGUUGGUGUUGAUCCGGAUGAGAGCGGUGGUGCCAUCAACGCGAAAGGCGGUGCUCAAAAGAUCAAGUUGCCAUACAACACCACGCGUGAAGGCGACUUUGAUGUCUUUGUCAAGCUACGAAACACCACGGGGCCAAACGACGGGUACUUGAUCCCAGGCAACGAGACAUCGCGAAUCCAGACCUUGAAUCUGUACGCGGAGGGCAAGAACAACAGUGGCAAUGCCACAGCAUAUCUGGUUCCGCCCAAGGGCAUGACCAUCGUGUCAGAUAUCGACGAUAUCCUUCGUGUGACCAAGAUCUACGAACCCAAGGAGGGUCUCCUCAACACCUUUGCUCGACCAUUCGUCUCGUGGAUGAACAUGCCAGAUAUCUAUGCCAACUGGUCCUCGUCCAUCAACGACCUUCACUUUCACUACCUCACGACGACUCCCGAGCAGGCGACGCGCAACUACAUGAGCUUCAUCUACAAUACGUACCCGCUCGGUUCGUUCGAUACUCGCCCGCUCAACUUUUCCGACCUGUCGGCAACGCUCUCGAUCCGCCGGUUCCUCCUCGACAAGGUCUUCCAGACGUUCCCCGACCGCAAGUUCAUUCUCGUCGCCGACACGACAAAUUCGGAUGUCAUGAAGGCGUAUCCUGCGUUGUACAAGGACUACCCGGGACAGGUGCAGUGCAUCUUUCUGCGCAACACCAGCGCGACCGACGACGGGAACAAGUUUCCGUAUAACACGGAGGGCUUCAAGGGUAUUCCUCAGGAGCGCUACAUGUUCUUCCGCGUACCGGAUGACCUUUCGCAUCUGGACAUUGCCAAUGGACAAUGCUACAACAGCUCCAUAAAGCAGAACGUGACGUUUAGCUACCAGGGCCUACCGUUUGGACUGAGCGACGACGACAACGCAGCUGCGAUGGGUGCUAGUCCGAGGAUCGGCAUGGUUCUCGCGGGAUUGGCUGCUGCUGUUCUGGCGGUGAUGGUGUAG